Messenger RNA from Haliotis rufescens (red abalone), 3220 nucleotides. RefSeq names its product laccase-2-like. The transcript is spliced from 12 exons. Gene Ontology annotation, biological process: iron ion transport. Lineage: Eukaryota; Metazoa; Mollusca; Gastropoda; Lepetellida; Haliotidae. Gene Ontology annotation, cellular component: plasma membrane. The coding region runs from base 183 to 2219 and encodes 678 amino acids. The record is from RefSeq and is a predicted model, not a curated record. Gene Ontology annotation, molecular function: copper ion binding; oxidoreductase activity.
UAACAUGAUCUCUAAAAACUCCGUGUACAGUAAUUGCAUAGGCUUUUCUUAUGCCCAUGUCUAGUGAGUCACCUGACCAGCCUCGUGAUGCGCGAACCUAUUCCCCUGUCAAUAUUCUGUACUGUGUGUCCGAGGUAGGCCGGCUGUGUGAGUCGUGAUAUUUGUCUCUGGUGUACAGCAACAUGAAACAGAUACUUCUGUGUGGGAUAAUACUGCUGACUGUCCGUCUUUCUCUGACCUCAGUGGCGUCUACCCACGAGUGCAAGCGGACAUGUCAGAAGAACGAACGCCCCCGGGUGUGUGUGUAUAACUUCACCGUGGAGUGGUACAGAACACUCUCUAAGGCAUGCUAUGAUUGUCCAUUCAACCACUCGGACUGUUUUCGGCCGGACUGUGUGUCCGGGGAUGGGAGGAUUAAACCCUUGAUCGCCGUCAACAGACAGGUGCCCGGUCCAUCUAUUGAGGUGUGUGAGGGGGACCGCGUGGUGGUGUGGGUGACCAAUGAUAUGGAAGAUGGUCAGGCGACCAGCAUACACUGGCACGGACAACACCAAAUGAGAACGCCAUACUCUGACGGCGUUGGCCACAUCACACAAUGCAACAUCGGCGUCAAAGAAACUUUCAAAUAUGAGUUCACAGCCUCGCCAGCAGGCACCCACUGGUACCAUGGCCAUACAGGCAUGCAGCUUGCUGAUGGCUUAUUCGGUGCCUUCAUUGUCCGCCAGCAUCAGGACGUAGACCCCAACGGUGCUCUGUACGACGUCGAUGACCACAUCAUGGUGGUGGGAGACUGGAUACCAGUCACUUCAAUGACGAGAUACGUAGAUCUGAUGCACGACCUUUAUGACCCUACUCUACCACAGGGACUGCACAUCAAUGGCAGAGCUCGCAACGUUGACGUUCCAAACAAGUUCAACAUCGUCAAAACGAACCUGACCACAGCCAAGACGCCAAUGGAGGUGUUUGAGGUGACAAGGGGUCAGAGGUACAGGCUUCGUGUGAUUGGAGCGUCCGGCAACUGCCCACUACACGUGGCCGUGGAGAAGCAUCAGCUGCAGGUGAUCGGUAAUGAUGGAAUGCCCGUCCAGCCAAGACCAGUCGAUGUCUUCCUUGUCUUUCCAGGUGAGCGAUACGACUUCCUGUUGUUUGCGAACCAGGACGUGGGCAACUAUUGGGUCAAGGUCGUCGGUUUGGGGGACUGCCGAACGGCUGAUGUGUCAGCGGCAGCCAUCUUGAGAUAUGCGGGUGCACCAGAUGAAGACCCCAGCACUGCACUCAUGUUCUCGACUGUUGGCGGGGUGAUGUUAAAUCCAGUCCCGAUGCAAGAUUCCGAGUUUUACGGGAAGGAUCACAGUUGGCUCCGCCCUGUCGAUCUGCGUUAUGCCAGAGACGUCAACCUGACACAACAGACAGUGGAUACCAGGCUGUAUAUAGGAAUGGAGUUCAACAACAACGACAACCAGAAAUACAACAAUAAGAAGCUAUAUUCAACAUCGGAUAUUCCACCCAGAAAAGGACAUUUUACACCCGUGAUUGAUAAUAUAACCUUCUUCCUGCCGCCCAUCCCAUUACUGUCUCAGCCGGAGGACGUUGAUGACUCGUGGUUCUGUAACAGAUCAACUGUGACGGACUCCGACAAGUGUCUGACGGAUCUGUGUCUGUGUACACACACGCUCAGGUUUAAGCAAAACGAGAUCGUAGAGCUGGUUAUCAUAAACGAAGCAAAGCCAUUCACAGAAUUAGGCCACCCAAUGCACCUGCACGGCCAUAGCUUCUACAUCAUGGGAGAAGGGAAGUUUAACAAAACGUCAACAAGCCGGGCUGAAGUGAUGCGUCUUGACCAGGAGGGGCAGAUCCCCCGCAAUUACAUCAACCCCCCUUACAGGGACACCAUCAACGUACACGACGCCGCUUAUGUCAUCCUCAGAUUUCAGGCCAAUAACCCAGGCUUCUGGUUCUUCCAUUGUCACACUGACAGUCAUCUGGCCCAGGGGAAGGCCCUGCUGGUGCAGAUAGGAGAAUACAAGGACUUCCCUCCUAUCCCCUCCACCUUCCCCAAGUGUGGGGGGUGGGGCUACUCUAACGCCAAGAGGAAGAAGGAGGACCGCCCGUGUGUCACAAGUGGAGCUGCUCAACACUCUGCCGGUUUCCUAGCGGCCAUCUCUGUAGCAAUGGUUGCAUGCAGGAGUAUUGGCGCCAUGAUUCACAACUACCUCUGACUGUACAUUAUGAACAUCUCAAACUUAUUUUAUAAUUUCCCCAAAAUGUUUAUUUCUUUACUUGCGUUUUUUACAAGUCCUUCGCCAAUUAGUUUUCAUUUUAUGAUUAUAGAAAUGGGUUCGUAGAAAAAUGCUGUUGUCAAAAAAGGAAGAAGGCAUGCUAACCUAUCCUCAAUGUUUAUUCUUGCCGCCAUCUACGUGACGUAGUAUUGAGUAUGUUAAGAAUUGCAGAUAUAUAGUUAUGAUCAAAUGACGACCGGUCGUCCAUGUCAUUGUUGCUUUCGGCAGACCUGUCCUUCCCCCGGGACUCAUGUGUGUGACGAGGGUACACAUAUCAAUUGAGUUUUGGCAUUGAUACAUUUCUUUUAUCGCAUUGAUAAGAUUUCUUUUUUCGCAAUAAUAUUAUUUGAUUUUUUUUACAUUUAGAAAAAGAUAGAAUAUUGUUAGGUGUCCGGUUCGAGUUCAAGUAGCUGACCAUCUCUCAGAAAUAGUGUUAGUUUGGUCUUCGCCUAUUGAAUCGCUUGGCUUCAGGCGAUCGACGACAGAUAGCGGAUCUAACUGCAAUUCCUGUUUUAGCUGAGCCCGGGCUGGGCCGUGGUCUUGACAUUCCAAUAACAAGUGAACAAUGGAUUCAGGUUGAUUACAAGUCUAAGGCGUCUGAGAACAUGAGAAUGUGAUCUUACUCUUGAAUUUAUCUACAUGACUAAGAUCACAUUUCACGUCACCAUUUCAUCAUCACGUUACAGGCAGGUUACUUGUGCACAUGUGAUAGAGGACGCUCUUCUGUCAGAACUGUGCAUAUUUUUAUACCAUGUUUAUAUAGGAUGUUUACAUUUUACCGAUUUAAACGGGACUAAUCCAAGCAUUUAGGCCAGGUGUUGUUGGGCUCUUGUCAUUUGAUCGUUGAGCUGUAACAGUUUCAACAAGCUGGCCCAAACAGUGCUCACAUAUAUAUAUAUAUAUAUAUUCUUAAGUAUUUUUUGGUAAAUAAAAAUAUAUAG